This is a messenger RNA of Suillus bovinus, 1002 nucleotides long. RefSeq lists its product as uncharacterized. NCBI's taxonomy places the organism in Eukaryota, Fungi, Basidiomycota, Agaricomycetes, Boletales, Suillaceae. Bases 1 to 1002 code for a protein of 333 amino acids. The record is from RefSeq and is a predicted model, not a curated record. The transcript is spliced from 4 exons.
AUGUCCAAAGCGCUCCCCAAGUCUGUUAUCACAAGUGACCCAGGAAAGGCUUCAUGUCCAAAGCACUCCCCCAAGUCUGGUGCAGUACUGUUGGUCCCAUAUCUCAGGACACAACUAACAGCUAACAAGUUGAAUAUCACAGAUAACCCAGGAAAGGCUUCAUGUCCAAAGCACUCCCCCAAGUCUGGUGCGGUACUGUUGGCCCCAUAUCUCAGGACACAACUGACAGCUAACAAGUUGAAUAUCACAGAUAACCCAGGAAAGGCUUCAUGUCCAAAGCACUCCCCCAAGUCUGUUAUCACAAGUGACCCAGGAAAGGCUUCAUGUCCAAAGCACUCCCCCAAGUCUGGUGCGGUACUGUUGGUCCCAUAUCUCAGGACACAACUAACAGCUAACAAGUUGAAUAUCACAAACAACCCAGGAAAGGCUUCAUGUCCAAAGCGCUCCCCCAAGUCUGGUGCACAAGUUAUCACAAGUGACCCAGGAAAGGCUUCAUGUCCAAAGCACUCCCCCAAGUCUGGUGCGGUACUGUUGGCCCCAUAUCUCAGGACACAACUGACAGCUAACAAGUUGAAUAUCACAGAUAACCCAGGAAAGGCUUCAUGUCCAAAGCGCUCCCCCAAGUCUGGUGCGGUACUGUUGGCCCCAUAUCUCAGGACACAACUGACAGCUAACAAGUUGAAUAUCACAGAUAACCCAGGAAAGGCUUCAUGUCCAAAGCGCUCCCCCAAGUCUGGUGCGGUACUGUUGGCCCCAUAUCUCAGGACACAACUGACAGCUAACAAGUUGAAUAUCACAGAUAACCCAGGAAAGGCUUCAUGUCCAAAGCGCUCCCCCAAGUCUGGUGCGGUACUGUUGGCCCCAUAUCUCAGGACACAACUGACAGCUAACAAGUUGAAUAUCACAGAUAACCCAGGAAAGGCUUCAUGUCCAAAGCGCUCCCCCAAGUCUGGUGCGGUACUGUUGGCCCCAUAUCUCAGGACACAACUGACAGCAUGGUGA